AUGGCGGAUCUGAUGGCCGUCUAUAAGAAGAAUGCCCCCUAUGUGAUUUGGACCAUCGUGGCUCUGCUUUGUGCUUUGGUCUUCCUGUUUUCCAGAUCUCCCUCUGCGAGCGAAAAGAAGUCGAAGCAAGGGACGCGGCCUACAGCCUUUGGGCGCAAAGUGUUUCCUGCAAAGCCAUGCCAUGUCUAUUGCUCAAUUCAGAGUGAAUGGAGAAACCCGUGCGUGAAAGUCAGGCUAGCCGGGUGUACAUCCAGCACGGUGACGAAGGUGUUAGGUCGAACUGGAAGGAGUCUCCAUCUUACCGCUCUUCAACUGGAAAUGGCCAAUCUAUCGCGUGUGGACUGA
Molecule: messenger RNA, 345 nt
Organism: Durusdinium trenchii
Lineage: Eukaryota; Dinophyceae; Suessiales; Symbiodiniaceae
Source: the annotation of a GenBank genome assembly